Molecule: messenger RNA, 747 nt
Organism: Mesoplodon densirostris (Blainville's beaked whale)
Lineage: Eukaryota; Metazoa; Chordata; Mammalia; Artiodactyla; Ziphiidae
Product: serine/threonine kinase-like domain-containing protein STKLD1
Exons: 7
Coding region: 1-747 (248 amino acids)
Molecular function (GO): protein serine/threonine kinase activity
Source: RefSeq, a predicted model, not a curated record
AUGGCAAGCACUCCACACACCCUGACUGAUCACGUCUGGUCACCCGCCUGCGCGUCCACCCAGGGGCCCACGUGUGUGCCGUGGCUGGCGGAGCGGGCGGAGGCGUUGGUCGGCAUCGUGAAGCAGCACGACGGGGUCCUUGACGCACAGCCGUGUGCCUGCUCCCAGCUGCUCCGCGCCCGGGGCCAAGCUGUCAUUGCGAACAAGGCCCCCUUGGAGAAAGCCCCGGCCCUCAUUGCUGAGGUGCUGGCCACCUACCCCACGGACGCGGAGAUGGCUGAAGCCGGCUGUGCAGUCCUGUGGCUGCUGUCCUUGCUGGGCUGCAUAGGGGAGCAGCAGUUGGAAGAGGUGGUGGUCCUGCUCCUGCAAAGCAUCCGGGCAUGCCAGGACCGAGCCCUGCUGGUGAACAACGCCUGCCGGGGGCUGGCCAGCCUCGUGAAGGUGUCUGAGCUGGCGGCCCUGCACGUGGUGAUGCCCGAGGAGGGCAGCAGCGGCCUCACCCUCAUCCAGGAGACGUACCAGCUCCACCAGGACGACCCGGAGGUGGCGGAGAGCAUCUGCAUGCUGCUGGCCCACCUCGCCUCCUCCAAGGAGAUCCUGUCGGAGCUGGUGUCCAGCGGCAUCCAGCCCCUGGUCGAGGAGAUCCACGGGCGCUUCACCUCCAGCCUGGAGCUGGUUUCUUACGCACAAAGUGUGCUUCAGAAGCUGGAAGAGGCCUCGCGGCCCAGCUCCGAAGGUGGGCAGUAA